GCGCGUGCUGGCGUGCGCGCUCUCGUGGCUCUAUUGUGUUUUUAUUCACUGGGGGAGACCACCGGGGCGACAGGGGGCCACGAAACCAUGGCGGACGAACAAGAAAUAAUGUGCAAGCUGGAGAAUAUCUUGGAAAUACGGAAUAAGACCAUCCAGAUGCAGAAGAUUAAGUCCCGUCUAAAGAUUGAGUUUGAGGCUCUGGAGUCCGAGGAGAAACAUCUGAAAGAGUAUAAACAAGAGAUGGAUCUCCUUCUACAAGAGAAAAUGGCUCAUGUGGAGGAACUGCGCCUUAUCCACGCAGAUAUCAAUGUGAUGGAGAGCACUAUCAAGCAGUCGGAGAAUGACCUGAAUAAGCUGCUUGAAACAACUCGCCGCCUACACGACGAGUACAAACCCCUGAAGGAGCAUGUCGAUGCCCUCAGGAUGACUUUAGGUCUGCACAGGCUCCCCAACUUGAACGAAGAGGAGGAGAAGCUCUCCCUGGAUUACUUCGAGAAGCAGAAAGCGGAGUGGCAGAAAGAGCCGCACGAGCCCGCCAUCCCGGAGUCGCUCGCCGCCGCGGCCGCCGCCGCGCAGCAGCUUCAGGUGUCCAGGAAGCAGGACGCCCGCCAGACGGCCACCUUCAGACAACAACCGCCGCCCAUGAAGGCCUGCCUGUCCUGCCACCAGCAGAUCCACCGGAACGCUCCCAUCUGUCCGUUAUGUAAGGCUAAGAGCCGCUCCCGCAACCCAAAGAAGCCCAAGAGGAAGCCAGAUGAGUAGAUCCCAGGAGCGACUCACACCUGCAGCUUCAGCGAGCAACUGGUCCAACUCCCCGACCUCCCGCCAGCUGUGUACUGUACAUGUGGUUACAUGGCUGAAGUAGCAGGACCACUUCCGCCCCGCCCCCCCUGCUUUAACAAGCUGUCUUAGUAAUUUGUCGAACCAUGUGUCGAGAGUUGUUUGUGUUUAUCGGUGCUUCGGAUGUGUUUGUAUUAUGUAACUGUGUUUGCUAGACCCUAAACAAUGUAAAUGCAAUAAUGCAAAAAAAAAAAAAAAAAGAAUUUGUCCCAAUGCUGUUGCUAUUGUUUAUUGCCUUAGAUAUUUUACUGUAUUUUCGUCUUUUUCUCGCGUUGCAUGCUCCUAGCCACGGCUGUCCGUUGUGUAUUUUUGUGCCAGUAUGUAAUCUUAUAGGUUGAAUUUACAAAGCUAAAUACAACACAGUGUUGUUUUAAUGUUUACAGCAAAACUGGAGGGAAAGAAAAA
Molecule: messenger RNA, 1245 nt
Organism: Salarias fasciatus (jewelled blenny)
Lineage: Eukaryota; Metazoa; Chordata; Actinopteri; Blenniiformes; Blenniidae
Gene: zc4h2
Product: zinc finger, C4H2 domain containing
Exons: 5
Coding region: 88-762 (224 amino acids)
Biological process (GO): positive regulation of neuron differentiation
Cellular component (GO): nucleus
Source: RefSeq, a predicted model, not a curated record